Messenger RNA from Haemonchus placei, 201 nucleotides. The record is from the annotation of a GenBank genome assembly. Lineage: Eukaryota; Metazoa; Nematoda; Chromadorea; Rhabditida; Trichostrongylidae.
AUGAACGGCUUCACGCCUUCAGCAAUUAACACCAGUGAGAGUUGAUUGACUUCGAGUCGGAGCAGGGCGAUUUGCGCACGUAACUGCACGUUUUCGUUUUCCAGGACCUCAACUUGGUGCCGGUUGGCGGCUUCUCUUUGCCUACGAACUUCUCGGGAACGUCGAGCAGAAUCAUUGUUCUUCCGCCGUCUUUCGAGAUAA